Molecule: messenger RNA, 2175 nt
Organism: Oldenlandia corymbosa var. corymbosa
Lineage: Eukaryota; Viridiplantae; Streptophyta; Magnoliopsida; Gentianales; Rubiaceae
Source: the annotation of a GenBank genome assembly
AUGGCGACGUCGAUUAGCAGUCCCAAGUUCAGUUCCACCUUCUCUUUUCAAACCCUGGCCCUCUGCAAAAAGCUUCCGAUUCUUCCCUCUUUUCAGUUCCGGGACAUUAACGUCGGCGGCCGACGAUUUAGGCCCUCGUUUUCUCAAGGCCAGCGACAACGGCGGUGCUUCACCACUAUCACCAGAGCCGAGUCCACCAACGGUGUCGGCUCGGAGCCUUCCCGCCAUUACGACUUCGACCUCUUCACUAUUGGAGCUGGUAGCGGCGGCGUCAGAGCUUCGCGCUUCGCUUCCAAUUUCGGUGCUUCCGUUGCCGUUUGCGAGCUUCCUUUUUCCACUAUCUCCUCUGAUACUGCCGGUGGCGUAGGCGGAACGUGCGUGCUCCGUGGAUGUGUACCCAAGAAAUUGCUAGUUUAUGCUUCCAAAUAUUCUCAUGACUUUGAAGAUAGUUUCGGUUUUGGUUGGACUUAUGAUACGGAACCCAAACACGAUUGGAAUACUCUGAUUGCAAAUAAAAAUGCAGAGCUGCAGCGCCUUACUGGCAUCUACAAAAACAUCUUGAAGAAUGCUGGUGUUCAGUUAAUUGAAGGGCGAGGAAAGGUUGUGGAUCCUCACACUGUUGACGUGGAUGGGAAACUCUACACGGCGAAGAACAUAUUGAUUUCAGUUGGAGGACGCCCAUUGAUUCCAGAUAUUCCUGGGAGCGAAUUUGCAAUUGAUUCUGAUCAGGCUCUGGAUUUGCCUUCAAAACCUGAGAAAAUUGCAAUCAUCGGGGGUGGCUAUAUUGCUGUCGAAUUUGCUGGUAUUUUCAACGGCUUGAAAAGUGAUGUUCAUGUAUUUAUAAGACAGAAGAAAGUUUUACGGGGAUUUGAUGAGGAGAUCAGAGAUUUUGUUGGAGAACAGAUGUCAUUGAGAGGGAUUGAGUUCCACACGGAAGAGUCACCCCUGUCUAUUUCGAAAUCAUCAGAUGGAUCACUUUCAUUGAAGACAAACAAAGGAGCAAUUGAAGGUUUCUCUCAUAUUAUGUUUGCCACUGGACGUCGACCAAAUACGAAGAAUUUAGGACUGCAGCAGGUGGGAGUGAAAAUAUCAAAAAAUGGAGCAAUUGAGGUGGAUGAAUAUUCUCGUACAUCAGUUCCAUCAAUUUGGGCUGUUGGAGAUGUUACUGAUAGGGUAAACUUAACCCCAGUUGCUUUGAUGGAGGGAUCAGCUCUGGCAAAAACUCUUUUUGCCAAUGAGCCAACCAGACCAGAGUACAGAGCUGUACCAUCUGCUGUCUUUUCCCAGCCACCAAUUGGCCAAGUUGGUUUGACUGAAGAACAGGCUCUACAAGAACAUGGUGAUGUUGAUGUCUUCACAGCAAAUUUUAGGCCGUUAAAGGCAACCCUUUCUGGUCUUCCUGAUCGUGUUUUCAUGAAGCUUAUUGUUUGUGCGAAGACAGAUAAAGUCCUUGGUUUACACAUGUGUGGUGAUGAUGCUCCAGAAAUAGUUCAGGGUUUUGCUGUGGCAGUGAAAGCUGGCUUGACUAAAGCUGAUUUUGAUGCCACAAUAGGCAUCCAUCCAACAGCAGCUGAGGAGUUUGUCACAAUGAGAAUUCCUACUCGGAAGAUUCGAAGUAGUGUGCCUGAGUCCAAGAGAAGCCAUAAAUCCUUUACUAAGUCUUCAUGUUUGAGCUUAGUCAUUAUGAUUUCAAGAGUGCUUUUUGAUGAAUAUCUAUUGUUUACAAUGAUGUUGUAUAUAGGAAUAGGAGAACCUUUUUCCAAAGGCAAAGCCACCUCAACAGAUUUGAGGCCCCUUCAAAACUUUGUUUCUAUUAAUCGGAGCUUUGGGAAAGGCAGACUCCGAGAUUCAAUCUACUGCCAGAGUUUGAAAUGUAAGAAUGGCAAGAAACUAUUCCAUCGCGUUGCAGUUAUUGUUUUCAUUGGGCUAACCUGGGACCAAGAUGGAAUAUACAUCCCUGCAAACUGGGAAUGUGUGCAGAUCUGGCGACGGCGGGCGGCGGGAGAUGAUGGGACAGAAGUAAUUGAAUUAGGAAAGAGAGAUGUUGGGAAGGGAGGUGGCAGGUGGGAGGUGGGAGGACGGAGGAGGGGGGAGAAAAAGAAAAAGAAAACUUCAAUUAUCCCACAAGCUCCAUCUCUCUCCCUUUAUGAAUGCAAUAACUUCAAAUUUACAUAA